CAUUCCAUUAAACCGGCUUGCAUUUCUACGAGCUUUGAGCAUCCUGCACCCUCCGCAGACGUUGUAGUCCCCCACAGCAGAGUCAAAGCAACUUCUUUGUCAAAUACUGACCCUGCUAAGGCGAUUGCUUCUAGCAUCUCAACCACGCCCACCACCGCUUCUAUCAGCACGACCACGCCCACCACCGCUUCUAUCAUCACCAUCACGCCCACCACCGCUUCUAUAAGCACGACCACACCCACCACCGUUUCUAUUUGCACGACCACGCCGAGCACCGCUUCUGCGUUAAAAUCAGUUACACGUCAGUUUGUGGCUCCACCCUCUAAAGCGACUGUGUCCAAGACAGAGACAAGCACCAUCUCCGUACUCAGUGAAACGACAGUCUCCAGUACUGUGUCGGGGUCAACUAAUAAGGCCAAUACGACUGUUUCGAGUGAUGGUCAAAUUACGACAUUCAAUGAAAGUCUUACUUGUGAUGACAAGAUGGCACCUAUCACAGCCACCUUUUGCACUACUCGCUUUAAGAAGGAGACGGGAACUAGCUCUGUCAACGCACGCCGAUCUUCUCAUACGACAGAGGAGCAAAUGGAUCGGAAGUCUCCAAAGAGGAAGAGACCGGAGACACGCCAUGUUCCAAAAAAACGUGUCUUCUUGAAACAGUCUGCAGACGACACUCGGCUGAGUGUAAGUAUCAUCAAAAAGAUGGCAGCCUGGUUUAAUAAAGCUAUCUAA
This is a messenger RNA of Magallana angulata, 732 nucleotides long. RefSeq names its product integumentary mucin C.1-like. The annotation marks the transcript as partial. NCBI's taxonomy places the organism in Eukaryota, Metazoa, Mollusca, Bivalvia, Ostreida, Ostreidae. The record is from RefSeq and is a predicted model, not a curated record. The transcript has 2 exons.